GGAGGGACAGACUUGUUAUAAAGAAUUACCAAUAGUUUUUUUACACUUAACAGAUUUACCUGUGACGUCUGUGACAAGAUGUUUUUGAACAAGGUGCACGCAGAUCUGUGCUACAAAAAUCAUUUGGACAUGUGCAUCCAGCCUCCGCCGCAUGUACCAGGGCCGUCAGAAAAUAUUCCCUGCAGAAAUUAAUGUGUAAUGUUUUAUUUGAGCCUUACCUUAAGUUAUCCCACUCCCAUGAUAAUAUCUUUACAUUACGGUGGAAUGAGGCUAUCUCAGCUUGGCGUGAUCCUGCGACUAAAGAGUACAAUAGUUUUUCCGGCGAGCGACCAGGGAGAUUCGUCUGGCAGUGUUACUAUCGUUUUCAGUAGAAGCGUUCGCUUAUAUGGGCAAACACUUCUGGACCGUUCGCCUUCCACGAAGUGCUGCUGAAAACGCCUUAAUAAAAGUGACGGGGGAGUCUGCACGCUGUUGACAUGGGUAAGUACAAGUAACUGUAUCCAGUGGAAACGUAGCGAAGGUGAGACGGGAGAGAAGGAAGACGUGGACCGCAUGAUGGUGGGGCCUUUUCCAGCACCAAUGCUGGAGGUUGAGGAGGUGUCCCUGUCUGAUUCGCUACUCAAGUACAGAAGUAUUUGGCCCAGCUGACUCGACAAGAACACAAGGGAGAGGCGGGAAGCUUGGUGGCAUGGAGAAGCAGGUGGGAACUGCUGCUUCACCUCCACCCUUGCUGAUGACUCCUACAGCGAAAGCGCGAGUAUGGAGGAACCUUCGGUAAUGGGGUGUUCGUCUAUGGGGUACCACAGCCAGACGCCACCACAUCCCACAACCACCGCCACCACCUUCGAGAACAGUUGCUACAGGUCACUGCUCGACAGCGAUGUAGUAAGUGAUGAUGACAGUGAUUGGAGGGAGGAUGAAUGGCCCCAGGAUCGGCCGCUGCCACUGCCGGAGUGGGGAAGGGAGCGCGCAUCACUAGCCUUUGCCUCAUUACGCGACUACAUGAGUUUCCUGAGCAGAGUCGCAAGCCACCAGCGUCAAACCAUCUCUAUUCAUCCCUACGACUCCGUGUCCAAUUUUAUCGAGUUCUCAGAAGAAUACAUGGCGUCAGAAUUCACCAGCUUGCAGGAAUUCUACCGCUACUACGACCCGCCGCUGGUGUCUGGUCGGUACUCCUGCGUGGGUCUCGCUGCUGAUCUCGCCUCCCGCCUCGCUUACCUGGAAGGGCACUAUCCAGGUUUCAAGGACGCCAUCUAUCAGGUAUCAUGUGAGGAAGAGCUCAAAGAUGAUUAUAUCGGGAGGAUGAUAUCAUCAGGACAGAUCACCACGACCACAUGCAUCAAAGAACACAUGCUUCUGUGUGUGCGUGUAUGUGUAGAGGGACGUGCUGGGGUUGUGCUUCUAGAUCCGGGUUAUCACUUACCUCAUCCUGUCACUGUAAUGGAAGAUGGACUGUCCCCUCACUCCGGUCCGGUAAACGCCGCCACCGCUCGCUCUAAUGUUGUCAGAACUUACAGGUAUUAUUUUGGACCGUCCUCCUCCCCUCCUCCUCCUCCUCCUCCUCCUUCGUCAUCUGGGAAGUAGAGGAAAACAGGAGUGGACGCAUCACAUUAUUCAAGAACAUUAUCCACGUCUCCCGCCCGUUCCUCUCGGGAGUGAACGUGACGGAAAGACGCAACUUGCCCUACCACUUCAGGAUACUGCUCGGACGUGACGCCUCGGGAAAGUUCACGACGGGUUUAUAUUUUCAUAUCAAGCCAGCUCCCGCCUCCACAAUCGUCACAUUCCUCCACAAGGUUGACGGGGAAAUGAAGCACGUCAAGAAGCCAAUUGAUUAUUUCCUCCCGCAAGACGCAGAGGAGGAAGCGGGGAAGAAAGGAAACCAGGUAAAAGAUGGAAAGGAACUGAAUAAGAAGCGCAAUGUAGAACAGGAAGUAUGGAAGAGAGAGGAAGGUAACAAGGAGAAGAAUGAAGGGAAAGUGGACAAGGAGGUAGAGCGCGCAGUGAUGGCAAUUGAGGACGGCUUAGGGCGAGUACGGGGUGAGGUGCAACGUACUCUGGUCACUCUCGCCUGCCUCCUGAAAGAUGAAAAGUAUGUUGCUGAAUUUUGCAAGCUCAAUAAUGAAAUAGAGAUCCUGCGAAGGGCUUGAAACACACACACACACACACACACACACACACACACACACACACACACACACACACACACACAGAACGCGUGGUGUAGUGGUUAGCACACUUAGCUCAUAAUUGAGAAGGUCCGGGUUC
This is a messenger RNA of Portunus trituberculatus (swimming crab), 2268 nucleotides long. RefSeq lists its product as uncharacterized. The record is from RefSeq and is a predicted model, not a curated record. NCBI's taxonomy places the organism in Eukaryota, Metazoa, Arthropoda, Malacostraca, Decapoda, Portunidae. The transcript has 5 exons. The coding region runs from base 760 to 1584 and encodes 274 amino acids.